Molecule: messenger RNA, 720 nt
Organism: Lottia gigantea (owl limpet)
Lineage: Eukaryota; Metazoa; Mollusca; Gastropoda; Lottiidae
Exons: 1
Source: RefSeq, a predicted model, not a curated record
CCUAGCAGACAACAAUCCCACUCACUACUAACAGAGUUACCCCACUGUCCUGGCAGACGACAAUCCAACUCUCUACUGACUGAGCUAUUCCACUGUCCUGGCAGACAACAAUCCCACUCACUACUAACAGAGUUACCCCACUGUCCUAGCAGACAACAAUCCCACUCACUACUAACAGAGUUACCCCACUGUCCUGGCAGACGACAAUCCAACUCUCUACUGACUGAGCUAUUCCACUGUCCUGGCAGACAACAAUCCAACUCAAUACUAACAGAGUUACCCCACUGUCCUAGCAGACGGCAAUCCAACUCACUACUAUCAGAGUUACCCCACUUUCCUAGCAGACGGCAAUCCAACUCACAACUAACAGAGUUACCCCACUGUCCUAGCAGACCACAAUCCAACUCUCUACUGACUGAGCUAUUCCACUGUCCUGGCAGACAACAAUCCAACUCAAUACUAACAGAGUUACCCCACUGUCCUGGCAGACCACAAUCCAACUCUCUACUGACUGAGCUAUUCCACUGUCCUAGCAGACAACAAUCCCACUCACUACUAACAGAGUUACCCCACUGUCCUGGCAGACCACAAUCCAACUCUCUACUGACUGAGCUAUUCCACUGUCCUGGCAGACAACAAUCCAACUCACUACUAACAGAGUUACCCCACAGUCCUGGAAGACGACAAUCCAACUCACUAGACAUUGAUAAAAAAAAUUAG